Messenger RNA from Erythranthe guttata (spotted monkey flower), 953 nucleotides. RefSeq lists its product as uncharacterized. The record is from RefSeq and is a predicted model, not a curated record. Gene Ontology annotation, cellular component: membrane. Gene Ontology annotation, molecular function: hexosyltransferase activity. NCBI's taxonomy places the organism in Eukaryota, Viridiplantae, Streptophyta, Magnoliopsida, Lamiales, Phrymaceae.
UUUUCACAAACCAUAAAAGUAAUAUAAUUUAUUCCAUUUUAAUUAGUGUUAUAUAAUUUACAUGAAAAAUCUACAAAGAAAUGCUCAAAUUCAGACAAUUUAUUUAUGCCAUACUAUCAACAAUUUCUAUAGUCAUCUUCAUUUUCUUGAUUUCCUUCACAACCCAAUACAAAACUAUUAUAACCACUCCCCCUAAAAAAGACUCAUCUAAUCAUCAAUUCACCCUCUUAAUCGGAAUCCUCACGAAACCCGACAAAUACGAGCUCCGCCACUUCCUCCGCCUAAUCUACGCCGCCCAAUCACCGCCCUCCCCACCCGCCAAAAUCGACAUCAAAUUCGUCCUAUGCAACCUCACGAAACCCGAGCAAAGAAUCUUCAUAUCACUCGAAAUCAAACGCUUCGAUGACAUCAUCAUCCUCGACUGUCUCGAAAACAUGAACAACGGGAAAACCUACACGUACUUCUCCUCCCUCCCGGAAAUUCUUCCCGCCAAAUACGACUACGUAAUGAAAGCGGACGACGAUUUAUUCCUAAGGCUUAAACCCUUGGCUUCGUCUCUAGAGGCAUUGCCUAGACAAGACAUGUACUACGGUUUUGUGAUACCGUGUAAUAGCAUGAAUCCGUUUAAGCACUACAUGUCCGGUAUGGGGUUUGUGCUGUCGUGGGACCUAGUUGAGUGGAUCGGCGAGUCGGUAAUCCCGGUUAAUAAUACGUUUGGACCGGAGGAUAAGCUUGUGGGCCAGUGGUUGGAUGGCGGGAAAAAGGCGAAGAAUAGGUUUUCGAAUAAACCGGCUAUGUACGACUAUCCUGGGACUAACGGGAGAUGCUCGCAUGAUUUGAUACCCGACACAAUCGGUGUUCAUCGAGUGAAGAGGUGGGAUCAAUGGUUUCGUGUUCUUGAUUUCUUUAACGUGACUAAAGAUAUUAAGCCCUCCAGGCUCUAUACAUUAUAA